Molecule: messenger RNA, 699 nt
Organism: Penicillium diatomitis
Lineage: Eukaryota; Fungi; Ascomycota; Eurotiomycetes; Eurotiales; Aspergillaceae
Exons: 1
Coding region: 1-699 (232 amino acids)
Source: RefSeq, a predicted model, not a curated record
AUGUCUGGAAAACGGCAAACAGUAUUGCCCUUGAAAUUACCUUGGUCGAAUGUACAGGGCUCUAGGCUUGUAGCUGGGUCCUGUCAGGUCGGUGAAAUUACUGGCAAAGCUGAUCGCCAGGGUAAAGAUACGCAGCAAACUACGGUCACCCCAAACAAACCAGGUACAGCGCAUGUUGCAAUCAACACUUCCAUAACCGCAGAAAGCCUUGGUGUCCACCGAAGUCUAUCGCAGAAAAAAAUCUCAGCCGAAAAGUAUCACAGGCUUUACACGAUCGACCAAGCUGGACCCGGGAUUGUGGCAUUGAAAGACAGUGAAAAUCUUCCCAUCUAUCUGAUCAAAGAUGGCAACGGAACCAAUACGAACAUUACACAGCAGAUUACGUUUGCCAGUCACAGGAAUAUUGUGUCAUUGAUCAGCGAGUUUUCGUAUCAGGGAGUUCAACAGCAAGUCUACCAGUACGAACACAUGGCUGUCAGCAUGGGAUGUGUUGCCGGAUCGGUUAAUUUCAGCCAAGCCGACGUUGCGACUGUUUGUAGAGAAGUUCUGCAAGGUCUUCGAUAUAUUCAUGCCGUAUUGAAGGUCUCUUACGGACUCGUGGACCUUGGAAAUAUCUUGCUCACCUGGCAAGGCGAGAUUAAACUCGGUAAGAAGGCCAUGGGAGGGGUGACCUUGGGCCCUUGCUCACCCAGUCACUGA